AUGUCAUAACAAAAUAGGAAUCAAACUGCGUAAAGGUUUAAGUUUUUAUUUAAUAGCAAGCAGUCUCAAAAUUUAGAAAAUUGCUAUUCUACAAAAAUAAAGGAUAAAAAAUACAAUUUUAUGAAUAUCUAUUAUAAGGAUUAGAUAAUGAUUUGUGAUUUGAUUUUACUUUGGGAAUAUGGGUGUUUAAAGGAAAAAUUAAAUACAAAUGGCUUUCAUUAAUUUUGGAUUUUGAUGAGAGAAUUUCAUAGAUAACAAUAAAAUAAAUAAACAAUCUUGAAUUGUUGUACAAUUAGAAAAUUAGAAAAUAAAUUUUUGAUAUCUACAGAUUUUUCUCUUAAUAUUAAUUACAAGACUCUCUUACAACAGUUUGAUGAAUUGCUGAUUAAGCUUUAAUAAUUUAUUGAUCAUGAUAAAGGAAAGGAUUUGGCUUUUAUUAUAAAUUCUGCUUUUGAGAUUUAUUCAAAGUUAAAUGCAAAUGUAUAAACCUUAAAUGAAAACGAGAUAAUUGAUGGGAUUCAGAGAAGAUUUUUUAUAAAGUAAUAUUUAAAAUAAAGUAAUGAUAAUGAAGGAAAAUAUAUGAGUUACUUUAAAGAAAUUAAUCUAAAACUUAAAAAUCUACAAUUCUAUUAAUAAAUAUAAAUCUAUGAUUUAUUAAUUGAAUCUGAUGCUGAAACUUUGGAAUAAGUUUAUAUUUAUGUCAAGAAUGAAACAGCUUUACAAUUUUAAUUUUAAGUGAAAGAACAAAGGAUAAUUAAUGAUUUAGAAUUAAAUAACUAUUUUUUGGCUUCUUUAUAGAUUACUGACUAAAUAAUAUAGGACAAAACUGUUGCGGAAGAGUUUCUAAGAAUGGAAAUGGAAGAUAAAAAUGAAUUCAUAUAAAACAAAUUCAAUGGGAUGUUAAAGGAGCUAGAAAAUUAUUAAAUUACAUUUCAUGAUAACAUUAAUAAUUAAGAUUAGAGAUUUAUAAAGUUUAAAGAGGAAUUAAUAAACCAAUUAAAAUUAAAAUAUUGGAUUUUUGAAAAGGAACUUACUUUAUAUUGUUAAGAUGAUCAGCUGAAUAAUUAUAUCAAUAAAACAUUUAAUCGAUAUUAUAAAUCUAUUUGUCUUAAACUACCAAUCAAAAAACUAUUUCAAGAAUUUAUUUAGAUUAUUAUAGAUAAUGAUAAAAUGGAAGGAGUUAUUGCUCGAAUUUUGGAUUUUAAAAUUUAAUCCAUUAAUAAAUAUGUGUUAGAUCACGUACAAAAGCAUAACAUAGUCGAUAUUGAUUAAAAAUUAGAGUAAUUGUAUAAAAAAAAAAAAUAGAAAUAUUUGGUAAAAUUAAACAAUAAUCCAAUUUACCUUUAAUAAGUUGAUAUUGUAAUUGAUUAUUGCAAUAAAAUUAGUACAAUGAUCGCAAUUGAAAAUUCUUCAGCAAUUGUCGAUUUCACUAAUUCAAAUCAACUCCAACUUUUACAAAGCUUUUUAAGUAUAGUGGUACCAAAUUAUGAAUAUCUAAGUCAUGAUGAAUAAUUUUUGCUAGAAUUGUUCAAAGAAACAAAUAAAUUUUGCCCUGAUUUAAGCAUUGUUAAAUCUACAUAAUUUCUAGUUUUUUAAUAAAAGAUUUAAUUCAGAAUACCAAAAUAAGAACUUUAAACAAUUGUUGACAAUGAACAAAUUUAGGAGAGAAUAAAAUUAAAAUAUUUGAAUUAUGAAAAGUUUGAUAUUAAUAAAUUACUGUCUUAGUAUAAGGAUUUUAAAUAAUCACCUUCUCUUUUAUACGAUAACAGAAUAUGGGAGGAGCAUCAUAAAUCAUUGAUCUCAGAAUGUGUUAAUUUUUUUGUUGAAUAGGCAUAGUAACAAAAACGCUAAAGACUCAAUGAACAAAAGAAAAAAUUGUAAUAGAAAUAUGAGUCAUAUUUUUUGAUUCCAUUUGGAUGGGUUGAAAUCAUUUUUCUUAAAAGUUUUGAGGAAUCGAAAGAAGAGGAACUUAUGAAAAAAAUUGAUGUUUUCUUUUUGAAGAUGACUGAAGAAGAAGAAUAAGAACUUAAUACACUAAAAACAUAUGGAGAUAUAGAAGAUAACGUUAUUAAAAAUAGAAAAUAGUAAAUCAGAGAAUAUUUUCACUCUUUAGAGAAGAAAAACUAUUAAUCAUUUGAAGAGUUAAAGUAAGAUGUUAAAAUAGAGAUUAAGAAGAAUAGAGAAUAAUAAUUUAAGUAAAUUUAUGAGUUAAAAUAUUAUAUUGAUUUUGUGCAUCAAGAAUAUCUAAAGAUAUGUCAAGAAAUAUUUAUACAACCACCAACUCUUUUUGAGAGAUUCAAAGUAGAAAAAUAAGCAAAAUCAAAUGAAAUGGUGGAUAUCAAGGUUCAAGUCAUGUCAUUUUAUAAAGAAUAACUUUUAAAUCAUCUGAGAUAACAUAUUGAUAGAUGA
Messenger RNA from Paramecium octaurelia, 2409 nucleotides. NCBI's taxonomy places the organism in Eukaryota, Ciliophora, Oligohymenophorea, Peniculida, Parameciidae. The record is from the annotation of a GenBank genome assembly.